UGGCGGGCGGGGUUGCUCGCGCGCGGGCGCGCUGGCGGCAGGCUGACCGGCGGCGGCGCUGCGGGAGGCACGCCACCGCGGUAGAGCAGUUGAUGCAGGCCGGCGGGGCCGAAAGCAUUCCUGUCGAGCGCUGCCGGAAUAUCGGCAUCGUAGCCCAUGUCGACGCGGGGAAGACGACGCUGACCGAGCGCAUCCUGUUCUGCACGGGUCGGGAAAGCUUUUGCGGAAACGUGCGCGAGGGCUCGACGGUCAUGGACUGGAUGGAACAGGAGCGAGACCGGGGCAUCACCAUCACCAGUGCCGCCACCACCUUUCUAUGGAACGCGCACCGGAUAAACUUGGUCGACACGCCUGGCCACGUCGAUUUCACCAUGGAGGUGGAGCGAUCCUUACGGGUCCUGGACGGCGCCGUGGUGGUGCUCGACGGAGUGGCUGGGGUGGAGCCGCAGACAGAGACGGUGUGGCGACAGGCCGACAAGCACCGGGUGCCGCGGCUCUGCUUCGUGAACAAGAUGGACCGGGAGCACGCCGACUUCGACCGGUCGGUGCGGGCGCUCGAGGACCGGCUGGGCGCCAGGGCGCUGCCGGUGCAGCUGCCGAUCGUGGGCCCCGCGGGGUUCGGGGGCGUCGUGGACCUCGUGGGCAUGAGGGCCGUGAGGUGGGUCGGGCACGGCACCUCGUCCGCGGCCUCCGUAUCGGACAGGGUGCCGGACGAGCUGCGGGGGCGCGCCGCGGAGCUGCGCGCGGCGCUGGUGGAGGCAACGGCCGACAGGGACGCCGGCGCGCUGGAGGCGUUCGUGGAGGGCCGCGAGGUGGGGCCCGAGCUGCUGCGGUCUUGCCUGCGAGACGGCGCCCUGUCCGGUGCGUUCGUUCCCGUGCUGUGCGGCUCGGCACAGCGGCACGAAGGGGUGCAGCUGCUCCUGGAUGCGGUGGUCGAUUUCCUGCCGUCCCCGCUGGACCGGCCGCCCGUCACGGGCAGAAACCCGAAGAGACCAGAGGAGACCGUGCUGCGACGCGCUGGACCCGACGAGCCGACGGCCUGCCUGGCGUUCAAGACAGCCCUGCUGCCGGGGGGCGGCGUGCUCACCUUCCUCCGAGUAUACUCGGGCAGGCUGCGAGCCGGCACAGUGCUGGGGAACCCGAGGAACCGCAAGAAGGAGCAGGUCGAGAACGUGUUCCUGGUGCACGCGGACAUGCACGAGGAGAUCGGGCAGGCCCGUGCUGGCGACGUCGUGGCAGUCGCUGGCCUGCAGCACACAGCGAACGGCGACACGCUCUGCGACAUGAGGAGCCCGAUUGUUCUCGGAGGGCUCGACCUGCCAGAGCCCGUGAUCACCGCCGCGUGCGAGCCCGAGACGCAGGCGGACGCCGAGCGCAUGCCGCGCUGCCUGGAGCACCUGGCUCGAGAGGACCCGUCGUUCCAGUGGAGGUUCGACGAGGAGGCCAACCAGACCAUCAUCCGCGGCAUGGGCGUCCUGCACCUGGAGGUGAUGGUCUCCAGGCUGCGGGCAGAGUUCGCCCUGCGCGUCGCCAUGUCGCCGCCGCGGGUCGCCUACCGCGUCACGCUCUCGAAGCCGGGCGCCGCGGCGGUGCCCGUCGGCGGCCUCGCCUCGCGGGCGGCGCGCCUCCGCUUCUCCCUGGCGCCCUGCCCCGGCGGCGGCGUGCAGCUGCUCAACGCCGCCCCGCGCGAGGCCCUGACGCCCGAGCUCGGCGACGCCGCGCUGGCCGGGGCGCGCGCGGCGAUGCGCGCCGGCGCCGCGCUGGGCUUCCCCGCGAGCGACGUGCUCGUGAGGCUGGAGGGCGCGGAGGGCUGCGCGGGGCUGCCCGAUGGCGACGGUAUGGCCCGCGCCGAGGCCGCCUUCGAGGCCGCGGGGCACGCGGCCUGGUGCGCGGGCGCCGCGGCGUGCGGGCCGGUGCGGCUGGAGCCCAUCAUGGCGCUGGAGGUGGUCGUGCCGGAGGGGCACGUUGGCCGCGUCAGCGCGGACAUCGCCUCGCGGCAAGGGCAGGUGCGCGAUUUCGACUUUCAGGGGUCCUCGGGGCCGCUGCACGUGGUCCACGCCGAGGUGCCGCUGGAGAAGAUGCUGGGGUAUGUGUCGGAGCUGCGCCACAUCACGCAGGGGCGGGCAACCUUCACGAUGGAGCUGGCCCGGUACCAGCCAAUCAACCAGCUAACCCAGGGCUGAGCGAGAUCUGAAGGUCGUCGCGAUCAGCUGACAAUCGUAAAAAGUAGCAGUCUCUGCAAUAUGAGGGGGGGAAGAUCUCCAGAGGGAGAGGCGCGAUCAUCAGUGCAGCCAUCUCCUUAACAUCGACGAUUUCAGUAUUAGCACAGCAUCCUCUUUCCUUCCCCUUCCC
Molecule: messenger RNA, 2352 nt
Organism: Prorocentrum cordatum
Lineage: Eukaryota; Dinophyceae; Prorocentrales; Prorocentraceae
Source: the annotation of a GenBank genome assembly